Molecule: messenger RNA, 1772 nt
Organism: Tupaia belangeri chinensis (Chinese tree shrew)
Lineage: Eukaryota; Metazoa; Chordata; Mammalia; Scandentia; Tupaiidae
Gene: XKR9
Product: XK related 9
Exons: 5
Coding region: 557-1678 (373 amino acids)
Cellular component (GO): membrane
Source: RefSeq, a predicted model, not a curated record
AUGAAAUUGGAUUGAAACUGUCCUAUUAAGUCAGUAAAUGUCAGAAGAUUCCCAUGAAACUAAAUUUUGUAGGUGGCAUUAUAUCUCCUAAGAUGGUGUUUGAACAGUGAUCAACUACGGAAAUAGAAAUGAACUGUCUUUCAUACAGGUUAUACAACUAUGUGGUUAUUGAAGGAGCCGUGGGCCCUUUUAUGAAAGCUGCUAUAUUUUAUUAGCUUGCUGUGUAAAGGAAGAUCUCUUUAAAGGUGAAGACAUUAAGAAAUGAAUACGCGGAGUGCUUAGGUGGUGUCAUCUAUAAUGAAGAUUACUAUAAGACAGAAGAGUGAAGAAAGCCUUGUAACACUGUACCUGAAUUAGAGAUUUAGAAAAGGAAGUUAAAAUUAGUCACUUUGGCUUUAGUGUUCCAAUUUAUAUUUAUUCUUUGUUCUAAAUAGACUUAGGGAGAAGAAAUUAAAAUUCAGUGUUCUAACACAGGGAUCACUAAUACUUAUUCUGGCCAUUUUUUCUUUUUGUAAGAGGGAAGAAAUUAUAUAAACAAUAACUAUAGUGAUUCAUAAUGAAAUACACUAAACGUAAUUUUAUGAUGUCAGUUCUUGGCAUUAUAAUAUAUAUAACUGAUUUAAUUGUCGAUAUCUGGGUAUCUGUCAGGUUUUUCCAUGAAGGACAAUAUGUUUUUGGUGUUUUUACAUUAAGCUUUAUGCUUUUUGGAACACUCGUGGUUCAGUGUUUUAGUUAUUCUUGGUUCAAAGCUGAUUUAAAGAAAGCAGGCCAAGAAAAUCAGCGUUGCUUUCUUCUGCUUCAUUGCUUGCAAGGAGGAGUUUUUACACGAUAUUGGUUUGCCUUGAAGAAGGGUUACCAUAUGGCUUUCAAAUAUAGCAGCAAAACUAGUAACGCCAUGGAAGAACAAGUUGAUCCACAUAAAGAAAUUAUAGACAGAGUGACUGACUUGAGCAUGCUCAGGCUAUUCGAGACCUACCUGGAAGGCUGCCCACAACUUGUUAUUCAGCUCUACAUCCUUCUGGAACAUGGUCAAGCGAAUUACAGUCAAUAUGCUGCUAUCGUGGUCUCUUGCUGUGCUAUUUCUUGGUCAACUGUUGAUUAUCAAAUAGCUUUAAGAAAAUCUUUGCCUGAUAAAAACCUCUUUAAAGGCUGUUGCCCUAAAAUCACAUAUCUCUUUUAUAAGUUGUUUACAUUAUUAUCUUGGAUGCUGAGUAUUGUACUUCUUCUAUUCUUAAACAUUAACAUUGCUUUAUUUCUGUUAUUAUUUCUUUGGUCUUUAGGUGUAAUAUGGGCAUUUAAAAAGCAAACUCAGUUUUGUACUUCCAAAGGUAUGGAAUUGUUAUACAGGAUUGUUGUUGGAUUCAUUCUUGUGUUUACAUUUUUUAAUAUUAAGGGACAGAAUACUAAAUGUCCAAUGUCUUGUUAUUAUAUUGUAAGAGUACUAGCCACACUGGGGAUAUUGAUUGUGUUCUGGGUUUUCCCACUCUCUAUUUUUAAUUCAGACCAUUUUUUACCUAUUAGUAUCACCAUAGUUCUUACUUUUAUCUUUGGAAUUAUUUUUCUUAUUGUUUAUUAUGGCAUUUUUCAUCCAAACAGAAAUGAAGAAAGAAAAUAUGAUGAAGUUGAUGGAAUGUCAGUUCAAAGAGAGUGUAGAAUGAGAUAUUUCCUAAUGGAAUAAGCUAUUCCUUUAUAAGUAUUUUCUUAUUUUGUAUUUCAUUGUUUAGUAAAGAAAUUGUUAUCUCAUAUGUGUACUGUUUCUCUUUUUUUUUACA